AUGGAAGGAAAACGCACCGACGAUCAAUGCAUCCAAGGAUCCAAACAAAAACGGAUCGAAGAGCUUGAGAACUCGACACCACUCGACACCGUUCGCAACGAUGAAGCAAUUCGAGUGCUAACUACCUAUCAAGGCGACCAGACAUGGACCGAACUGGAGGAGAAGAAGCUCGUACGAAAGAUAGACCGCAGGCUUCUUUCUAUAGUUGUGACAACGUACGGUCUUCAGUAUUACGAUAAGGCCAUGCUUUCACAGGCUGCUUUGUUCGGCUUAAUUGAGGAUUUGCAUCUCAACACUGGAAUACGAUACUCGUUUUCCUCAGCCAUCUUCUACCUUGGGUUCAUUUGCGGUGCGUACCCAGCAAUCUUAAUGGCACAGCGAUAUCCAAUCGAGAGAGUAAUGUUCGGUAUUGUUUGUCUCUGGGGAGUUUGUCUCCUGACCACAGCCGGCUGUGCAACGUACCAGGGCCUAUACACGCAGCGAUUCUUCCUUGGCAUGUUGGAGAGUGGUGUUAGCCCGGCCUGGAUCUGGUAUAAAAAGCAGGAGCAGGCGUUUCGAAUGGGAGCUUGGUAUUGCGCAACCGGCUACGUGUCGAUUAUUUCGCCUGUGAUUAACUACGGCCUGGGACAUAUCACCGGAUCACUAUCUCCCUGGAGGUAUAUGUAUCUUGUAGCUGGCCUGAUUACAAUCGCUUGGUCGUUCGUCAUUCUGUUUCUGAUGCCUCCAGAACCGGUUCGUGCGAAGCGUUUCUCAGAUCGCGAACGCUACAUCGCCGUGGCACGAAUGCGAAGUAAUAACUCUGGCAUCCGCAAUACCCAUUUCAAGCGCCAGCAGCUCUUGGAGCUCGUUUCCGAUGCUAAAUUCUGGCUCAUCUUUGCAAUAGCAUUUCUGGUCUUGGUUGCCAAUGGACCAGUCUCGACUUUCACGCCGAUUAUUAUAUCUGACUUAGGGUUCUCUGGGCUUAACUCACUUCUCCUUGUCAUGCCUGCUGGGGCGAUUAUUGGCACAAUCGAGCUCAUGGUGCCAUUCGUUACGAUGAAGUUCCCCGGCUCUCGUUGCUAUUUAGUAGCUGUCACGGUAUCAUUGACGCUGUUAGCAAGCCUUUUGCUAUGGCAGCUUCCAACAUCCGCUGUUGGUGGCCGACUCUUUGCAGUGUAUAUCUUAGCAAGCUAUGGAGGCGGUUAUGCAGUUUUAAUGGGUCUCCAAAUCGCGAAUACAGCUGGCUAUACUAAACGUUCGCUUGGGUCAAGUGGAAUAUUUGUGGGUUACUGUCUAGGUAACUUUCUCGGUCCGCUUGUUUUCAAGGCGGAGGAGGCGCCGCACUACACCACAGGCUGGAUCACUACUAUUGCAACUUCUGCUGUAGCUGUUGUGCUGACCUUCGUGUACCGAUGCUUGUGCGCGUGGGAGAAUCGACGUCGCGAUAAGACCGGGGAAAUGGAAGCGUUCCAGCACGCUUAUAACGACGACUUAACGGACAAAAGGAAUCCACAGUUUAGGUAUACCCUUUGA
Neoarthrinium moseri is the source of this 1512-nucleotide messenger RNA. RefSeq lists its product as uncharacterized. NCBI's taxonomy places the organism in Eukaryota, Fungi, Ascomycota, Sordariomycetes, Amphisphaeriales, Apiosporaceae. Gene Ontology annotation, cellular component: membrane. The transcript has 7 exons. The record is from RefSeq and is a predicted model, not a curated record. Gene Ontology annotation, molecular function: transmembrane transporter activity. Gene Ontology annotation, biological process: transmembrane transport. The coding region runs from base 1 to 1512 and encodes 503 amino acids.